Molecule: messenger RNA, 1303 nt
Organism: Camelina sativa (false flax)
Lineage: Eukaryota; Viridiplantae; Streptophyta; Magnoliopsida; Brassicales; Brassicaceae
Product: wax ester synthase/diacylglycerol acyltransferase 8
Biological process (GO): triglyceride biosynthetic process
Cellular component (GO): plasma membrane
Molecular function (GO): diacylglycerol O-acyltransferase activity
Source: RefSeq, a predicted model, not a curated record
GGUGAAACGGCGAACCACAGUGCCGCAUAGCCUUGAGAAAACUGGCUGGUUCGUAAGGGUAAUAUUCACCAUUGGUUCUACAAUGAGACUGCUUUGGAAUACAAUCGUAGAUGUGUUCUUGCUUGCUGCGACGGUGUUGUUUUUGAAGGAUACAAUGACGCCACUGAAAGGCAAUGCGAAUGUCAGGAGAAAUCCAAGGAGAUUUUAUCACCGAACUAUCUCUCUGGAUGACAUUAAACUUAUCAAGAAUGCUAUGAACAUGACUAUCAACGAUGUUCUACUCGGAAUUACACAAGCUGCUCUUUCUAGCUAUAUGAACCGACAAUAUCUUGUUUCCCAAGAACAAGACAAGAAUGAUGAGCUGGAGGAUGGAUCAUUAUUGACUUCAUAUCUUCCAGAUGGUAUACGGUUUCGUGCAGGUUGUACAGUAAAUCUAAGGUCAGACAUCGGGUUCAAGCCUUUGGCAGAAAUGAUGGUGAAGGAUUCAAAAUGCAGGUGGGGAAACUACUUCAGUUUUCUUAUCUUGCCGUUAUCGAUUGGUUUAGAAACCGAUCCAUUGGUUUAUCUAGAAAAAUCCAAAGCUAUUAUGGCUCGAAAGAAGCACUCUUAUCAAGCUGCUCUAGCGUAUUUUUUUAUCAAAAUCAUCCUAAAAGUGUUAGGAGCUAAGGCAGCAUCAUUAGCAUUCAAUCAACACUUGAAGAACAUAACGACAUGUGUGUCAAACGUUAUGGGCCCUAUGGAAGAAAUCAGUUUCCGUGGCCAUCCCAUCGCUUACAUUUCUCCAAGCUCUUAUGGACACUCACAGGCAUCGUUGAUACAUUACACAAGUUAUGCGGGGGAAGUGACAAUCACGAUAGGGGUUGAUCCUACUGUAAUACCAGAUCCUCACAAGAUUUGUGAUGAUAUGGAAAAAUCACUAAAAACAAUGAAAGCUGUUCUUUGGGAAAGAAGGUUACUCUAAGGCCCAUGAGGCCUCAACUCAUUCAAACCUUGUGUUUGCUCCUCGUUUUAAGUCCUGCAUUGGUCAUUCCUUUGCUUCAUCUACACUGUUAUCGCAUCUCUUUCUCAUGCUAUUUUAAUUCUUCGCUCUGUUUAGCAUUCUCAAAUAUGGUCUAAAGCUAGUUGAGAGGUUUUAAGGUUGAAGAAAACUCAAAGCUAAACUCAAAUGUCGUGUCUUAAGAAGUUAAAACCUCACGUUACUAGUUUCUGCAACCCACACAAUACAAUUCCCUAGCUGAAUAUUUUGGAUAUAAAAUAAAAAAAAUAGCGCUAUUAGUUGGAAAUUAAUCAUCUUUCCUUUCAA